CGCCCACGCUGAAUAUUUGCUACAAAUAUACAGAAGAUAUACACAGAAAGCGUGCCAGUCAUAAGCUGUCUCCAUGGUAAUGAAGUCGCCGGUAGAGGAGGAGGAGGGAGGGUGGGCUCUCGGGAUUCCAGAAAAGAUAGGAGACAAUGCCAACUGGGUGGACAUUACCCAAGACUUCAAAGGAGCUUGUAAAGAACUCAAACUGGGCGAGUUGCUCCAUGACAAACUGUUUGGCCUGUUUGAGGCAAUGUCAGCCAUUGAGAUGAUGGAUCCAAAGAUGGAUGCUGGGAUGAUCGGAAACCAAGUGAACCGAAAAGUUCUCAAUUUUGAACAAGCUGUGAAGGAUGAGUCUAUAAAAGUGAAAGAUCUGAGUGUACCUGAGCUCAUCGGCAUCAUGGACAUUUGUUUCUGUUGUCUGAUCACAUGGCUGGAGGGGCAUUCUCUUGCUCAAACUGUAUUCACAUGUCUGUAUGUUCAUAAUCCUGAUCUGAUACAAGAUCCCGCUCUCAAAGCCUUCACUCUGGGCAUCCUCAAAAUCUGUGACAUCGCCCGUGAGAAAGUCAACAAAGCUGCUGUGUUUGAAGAGGAGGAUUUUCAGGCAAUGACAUAUAGCUUCAAAAUGGCAAACAAUGUGACAGAUCUGAGAGUGACAGGAAUGUUGAAGGAUGUUGAGGAUGAACUUCAGAGGAAAGUGAAGAGUACACGCAGUCGACAGGGUGAACAACGUGAUCCUGAGGUGGAACUAGAUCAUCAGCAGUGUUUAGCUCUGUUCAGCCGGGUUAAAGUCACUCGUCUGCUGCUCAGUGCGCUCAUCUCCUUUACUAAAAAAGAGACGAGUGCUGUGAGUGAAGCACAGAAGCUAAUGAUUCAAGCCGCUGACUUACUGUCUGCCAUACACUCCACUAUACAGUAUGGCAUUCAAUCCCAGAACGACACAACCAAAGGAGAUCACCCAAUCAUGAUGGGGUUCGAGCCAUUGGUUAAUCAGCGCCUGCUCCCACCCACUUUCCCGCGCUAUGCCAAGAUCAUCAAGAGAGAGGAGAUGGUCAACUACUUUAGCAAACUCAUUGAGCGCAUUAAGACUGUCUGUGAGGUCAUCAGCAUAACCAACCUGCAUAGCAUCCUGGAUUUCUUCUGUGAGUUCAGUGAGCAGUCUCCAUGUGUGCUGUCUAGAUCUCUGCUACAGACCACCUUUCUGAUUGACAAUAAGAAGGUGUUUGGUACUCAUCUGAUGCAGGAUAUGAUUAAAGAUGCUCUGCGAUAUUUUGUCAGUCCUCCUGUCCUGUCCACAAAAUGCAGUUUGAAUAAUAACCAUCAGGCCAAAGAUUACAUUGAAUCCUUUGUUACGCACUGCACACGGCCGUUCUGCAGCCUCAUCCAGAUUCACGGACACAACAGAGCACGCCAGAGAGACAAACUGGGUCACAUACUAGAAGAGUUCGCCACUCUUCAGGAUGAGGCUGAGAAGGUGGACGCUGCUCUUCAUGGUCUGCUGAUGAAGCUUGAACCUCAGCGACAGAAUUUAGCCUGUCUGGGCACCUGGAUCCUCUAUCACAACCUGAGAAUCAUGAUCCAGUACCUGCUCAGUGGCUUUGAGCUGGAGCUCUAUAGCAUGCAUGAGUAUUAUUACGUCUACUGGUAUCUGUCCGAGUUCCUGUAUGCGUGGCUGAUGUCAACGUUGAGUCGAGCAGACAGCUCUCAGAUGGCCGAGGAGAGAAUCCUGGAAGAGCAGCUCAAAGCACGAAGCAACAAAAAGAGCAAGAAAAAGAAGAAGGCUCGUCCUCUUAGUAAAGAGAUCACUAUGAGCCAAGCGUACCAGAACAUGUGUGCUGGCAUGUACAAGACUAUGAUAGCAUUGGAUAUGGACAGAAAGGUGCAUAAACCUCAGUUUGAGCUGGACAGCGAGCAGGUUCGCUACGAGCAUCGUUUCGCCCCGUUCAACGGUGUCGUCACACCUCCACCAGUGCACUAUAUUCAGUUUAAGGAAAUGUCAGAUCUAAAGAAGUACAAUCCUCCUCCUCGCUCAGCGGAUCUCUAUAUGGCCGCCAGUAAACAUUUCCAGCAGGCCAAACUCAUACUUGAAAACGUGACCAGCCCUGAUGCAGAGGUUAAUCGCAUCCUUAAAGUUGCCAAACCCAACAUUGUUGUAAUGAAACUACUUGCUGGAGGACACAAGAAGGAGACCAAGGCUCUUCCUGAAUUUGACUUCUCUGCACACAAAUACUUCCCCAUUGUCAAGAUCAUUUGAGAUCAGAACUCCUCUGGUUGAAACAUGAACCCUCAUGAUGGCCACUGAACAAAUGAAUUUUCAUAACCUAAAUGAUACAACAGUUGGUAACAAGACCAUGUUCUUCUGUUUAAAGAUUUGACAUUAAGACAUUGAAUCAUAACUAUUUGUAUUAAAGGUCUUUCUGGCUUUUUUGAUUCCAGUGUCUUCAGAAAAAAUCCUCAACUCACAGAUCAGGUUUGACAAGAUACAUAAAGUGAAGUGUAUUAACACAUUUUUGAGCAGAUCUCAGCCUGAUAUUUUAUUUUUUGUACUGAGUAAACUUCAAAUGGACAAAAGGUGUGUGUGUGUGUGUGUGUGUGUGUGUGUGUGUGUGUGUGUGUGUGUGUGUAAGAGCUCAACUCCUUAAAUUAUUUAAUGUUUGUUUCUGGUGCGAUGUAAAACUUGUGCAUUUCAGAUCUGUGUUCUCAAUCUUUUUUUAAGAGGCUGUAAUUCUCUUAUGCUGAAAAUAAAGUGAUACAAGUUUGAUUUUUUUUGUAUUAAAUAUUUCAAUAAAUUAAAAUGAAGGUUCUAAAGCAAUAAGCAUGCAACAUGGGUUAUGGGCCUAAUUCAUGUAACAAGAUCGGAAUCAAUUUGUGUAUAAAUAGUAAAGUAAAACUCGUUAGUAAAACGAGUAUGUAAAUUGUCCUAUUUAAUGCAAUGUAAUGGAUUCAUUAAUUAUUGAUUUUUUUUUCUUCAUGAAUUAGUCCUUAUGUUUGGAAUGGCAUGCUACGUACAGAUGUUAUUUAGUUUGUAGUAUGCAGUAUGUAUACUGCAUAGUAUGGAAAAUUGCCAGUAUACAUGUAAUACCAGGAUGAUCUAUUAAAGUUGCCUAAAUGCAUUUAAGCUGUUAUUUCUAGCAUGAAGAAUGAACGUUUUUUUCUUCUUUACUCGUUAUUUCUUCAGAUUGCUAAAAGUUAAAGGAAUAGAUCACCCAAAAUGUUUAAUUCUCUCAUCAUUUCCUCACACUCAUGCCAUUCCAGAUUUCUUCUGCAGAACACGAAUGAAGAUCUUUAGAAUAAUAUCAGCUCUUUAGGUCCAUAUAAUGCAAGUGAAUGGUGACCAGAAAUUUUAAGCUCAAAAAAGCAGCAUAAAAGUAAUCCAUAACACACCAGUGUUUUAGUCAAUGUCUGCUGAAGCAAUGCAAUCUGUUUUGGGCAAGAACAGACCAAUAUUUUUUUUUUUUUUACUAUAAAUCAUGCCAUUUCAGUCUCUAGCCACUAGGGUUGUGCAGCACACUCUGUAUUCGGAUAGAACUUGUUGUGGGCUUAAACCGGAAGUGCGACAAAACUAAAAGAAACCAUUUUCUUUAAACGUAACUCUAUUACAUGUAUAGUUUUUAUGAAUAAAAUAUGCCUAUUCGUAAUAAUAGCCUUAUACAAAUUGUUAUUAUUAGGCUACUGUGAAUAUUAUUGUUAUUGUGCUAUUAUUAUUUUCUCUUUUUGUCUUACCAGUUGAAGAUGUAUAUGUAGGUUCAUGAACUGUAGAAUAUGUGGUUA
Xyrauchen texanus (razorback sucker) is the source of this 3765-nucleotide messenger RNA. RefSeq names its product N-alpha-acetyltransferase 35, NatC auxiliary subunit (gene naa35). Gene Ontology annotation, biological process: N-terminal peptidyl-methionine acetylation. The coding region runs from base 74 to 2248 and encodes 724 amino acids. The transcript has 23 exons. Gene Ontology annotation, cellular component: NatC complex. The record is from RefSeq and is a predicted model, not a curated record. NCBI's taxonomy places the organism in Eukaryota, Metazoa, Chordata, Actinopteri, Cypriniformes, Catostomidae.